AUGGUUUCUGAUAAAGUAUAUGAGGUAACAUUUGAGGCGCAUUACUCCCCGAGCGAAGUGCGCCAGGCGGGCGUCGCGCGGGGCGUCGCGCGGGGCGUCGCGCGGGGCGUCGCGCGGGGCGUCGCGCGGGGCGUCGACUGGGAGAAGGAGCAGUCGACCCUCGCCCCCCAGACGGGGCCGCCCCCCCGGCCUCUCCUCGUCCUCUCCCUGAGCUCGCUCGCCCGGAGCGGCUCGACCCUCAUGUCGCAGUUCCUGGCCACGCUGCAGGGCGCCGUCUUGUUCUUCGAGCCGAUGUGGAUCAAGGAGCACACCCCGUGCGCCGAGGACGCGACGUGCGUGGAGCGGUACGUGCGCAGCAUUUUCAGCUGCACGUUCUCCGAGGAUUUCGAGCAGUGGUUCCGCGGGAAGGCGCUUUUCUUCAACAAGUUCCACCAGGCCGUGAGGGCCUGCACGCGGCCAGGGAACAGGACCAAGAGGGAGUGCAAGGACGCGCUCGACAUCCGCGGCAUGUGCGAGCGCUCGCCGGUGAGAGCCAUGAAGAUCAUCCGCACGAGGCUGGCCUUCCUCGAGCCGAUGAUGAAGGACCCGCAGAUCAACUUCAAGGUCAUCUACCUGACCCGAGAUCCACGCGGGUCCCUCAACAGCAUCCGCAAAUACGGCUGGAACAGAGACCCGCUGUUGCGCUGCUCCCACCUCGAGCAGGACCAGCUGGCCUCCGCGAAGCUCUCCCAGCUGUACCCCGACAGGGUGAUGCUCCUGAAACACGAGGACUUCUGCCUCGACCCGAUGGGCAAGGCGGCCGCGAUCAUGACCUUCCUGUACGGCGACCCGACUCUCCCUCACGUGCUCAGGACCUUCCUGGUCGAGCACAUGGCGACCAGGUCGACCAAGGGCGGCAUGAGCACGAUCCACAACAGCUCCGAGGAGUUCGAGGCCUGGCGCCACGAGAUCACCGAGACGCAGCUGAUGGAGGUCGAGGGGGAGCCGACGUGCGUGCGGGCCAUUCGGAGGAUGGGCCACGUGGUCUUCGGCUCCGUCCAGAGGGCCAACGACUCGGCCAUCUCGCUCUUCGCGCCCAGGGAGGAAUGGCCCAAGGAUUAA
Molecule: messenger RNA, 1101 nt
Organism: Penaeus monodon (black tiger shrimp)
Lineage: Eukaryota; Metazoa; Arthropoda; Malacostraca; Decapoda; Penaeidae
Product: carbohydrate sulfotransferase 3-like
Exons: 2
Coding region: 1-1101 (366 amino acids)
Biological process (GO): sulfur compound metabolic process; N-acetylglucosamine metabolic process
Molecular function (GO): N-acetylglucosamine 6-O-sulfotransferase activity
Source: RefSeq, a predicted model, not a curated record